Messenger RNA from Pseudophryne corroboree (corroboree frog), 3660 nucleotides. RefSeq names its product galactosylceramidase (gene GALC). Gene Ontology annotation, biological process: galactosylceramide catabolic process. Gene Ontology annotation, cellular component: lysosome. Lineage: Eukaryota; Metazoa; Chordata; Amphibia; Anura; Myobatrachidae. Gene Ontology annotation, molecular function: galactosylceramidase activity. Bases 135 to 2168 code for a protein of 677 amino acids. The transcript is spliced from 17 exons. The record is from RefSeq and is a predicted model, not a curated record.
GAGAGGACCUUUUCCAUAAGCCCAUCAAGUGGCACUCAUGUGACCAGGAAGUACUGGCACGCUUGGAACGCUCAGGACGCUUCCGGGUUUGGUCACAUGCCCGGCUUCCUUGGCUGUGGCUGUGGGUGUCGGUGAUGGCGGGGAUGCUGCGGGAGCUGAGCAGGGACUGUGCCGCCGUCAUGUUGCGGCUGCUGCUGGCCGGGCUCUGGUUGCAGCGGGCCUGCGCUGAGUACGCGCUGAGUGACCGGGGAGGACUGGGCCGGGAGUUUGACGGUAUCGGAGCUGUGAGCGGUGGAGGGGCCACCUCCCGCCUGCUUGUAAAUUACCCAGAGCCGUACAGAACCCAGAUCCUAGAUUAUCUGUUUACGCCGAACUUCGGGGCUUCCUUACAGAUCUUUAAAGUGGAGAUUGGAGGCGAUGCCCAGACGACAGAUGGCACCGAGCCCUCCCACAUGCAUUAUGCCGAUGACCAGAACUACUUCCGGGGGUAUGAGUGGUGGCUGAUGAAAGAGGCCAAGAAGAGGAACCCAAAUAUUAAACUUGUCGGUCUCCCCUGGGCAUUCCCUGGUUGGAUUGGGGACGGCUACAACUGGCCUUAUUACUAUCCUGAUGUAACUGCCUACUAUGUCGUCUCCUGGAUCAUUGGCGCCAAGCAGUACCAUGAUUUGGACAUAGACUAUGUUGGGAUAUGGAAUGAGAGAGCCUAUGAUGCCAAAUACAUAAAGUUAUUGCGUUACACCCUGGAUAAGAGUGGAUUGGAGCGAGUGCGAAUUAUUGCUAGUGAUAACCUUUGGCAGCCGAUCUCUCACCGGAUGCUGCAGGACGCCGAGCUCCUCGGGGUGAUCGAUAUCAUAGGAGCCCACUACCCCGGCACGUACACCGUCCAGGACGCAGUGUUCACGGGCAAGAAGCUGUGGGCCUCCGAGGAUUACAGCACGUACAACGAUGAGGUUGGGGGAGGCUGCUGGGCCCGGCUCCUAAACCAGAAUUAUGUCAACGGCAACAUGACGUCAACCAUCUCAUGGAAUCUUGUGGCCAGUUACUAUGAACAGCUGCCGUUCGGCCUGGAAGGGCUGAUGACCGCCAAAGAACCGUGGAGCGGUCACUACGUGGUGUCACCUCCUAUAUGGAUCACAGCUCAUACCACUCAGUUCACACAGCCGGGCUGGUCCUACCUCAGGACAGUCGGUCACUUAGAGAAAGGUGGGAGCUAUGUGGCCCUCACAGACAGGCUGGGGAACCUUACAAUUAUCAUCGAGACCAUGUCUCAUGACAAUUCCAUCUGUAUCCGUCCUCCACUGCCAAAAUACAACGUCACUGCGCAGAACGUCACCUUCCAACUUGACGGCUCUUUUAACAAUGUGAAGACGUUGCAGGUCUGGUACUCAAGGUUGUGUGUGCACGCCACUGAGCCGGUCUUAUUUAAGAAGGCACCAACCAUAACGGUUAACAAUGGAACCUUCAGCAUGGAGCUUGGAGUGGAUGAAGUUUACACCCUGACAACCAUCUCAACAGGCCAGAAAGGCUCCUUUCCAGACCCCCCAAAAUCUCAGCCUUUCCCGGUGAAAUACAAGGAUGACUUCAAUGUCCGUAACCCUCCGUUCAGCGAGGCCCCUUAUUUCGCAGAUCAGUCGGGUGUCUUUGAGUAUUUCACCAACACCUCUGACCCUGGAGAUCACGUGUUCACUUUCCGCCAGGUGCUGACUCAGCACCCGAUCACCUGGGUUUCUGAUACGGAUCAGGCAAUAAGUGUGAUUGGUGAUUUCACGUGGUCCAACGUCACAGUAACCUGCGACAUCUACAUUGAGACUGAAGACACAGGUGGGGUGUUUCUUGCUGCCAGAGUGGAUCAGGGCGGAGCACCCACUCACUUGGCCAGAGGCAUCUACUUCUGGGUGUUUGCAGACGGUACUUACAGAGUCACCGGGGAUUUGCUUGGGAAGAUUGUGCUGCGUAAGGGCAAGUCCGGGGUUCGAGCCAAGAGCUGGCACACGCUCACCCUCAGUGUUGAGGGUUUUACUGCUUACGGCCUACUGAAUGGAAGUCCCUUGUGGAAAGACGUCAUCACCCUCGGGCCUGUGCGUGGUUGGGCCGCCAUAGGAACGAAGUCUUUGGAAUUGGCGCAGUUCGAUAACUUUAUGAUUGAAGCUAAAGUCACUGAGGAGUAACUAGGACACCCAGCGUAAGUCUCCAACAUCUGGGGUUUAGCCGAAAACUGACAGGAGUAAAGAAGAUCAUCGGAUGUGUAUGUCCUGUCUCGUGUAAUACUCUACUGGUGCAAGCCGGACGAGGGGAGAGAGAACGUCUGAGGGGUACGCUUCAAGAUGGAUGUUUUAUGGAAACUGCAAGUUGGGUGAAUAGAAGUGACCCCUACUUCCUUCUGGUCUGCGCUGGCGUUUCACUAAGAUUCUGCUUACAUAAUGAGGCUUUCUGAAAUCUUCUGGCUUUUAGCACUUUGUAAAAUCAUUAUUAACUAUGCAAAUCAUUGUGACUGUGAAAAUGAGGACAUCCCUUUUUAUAAGUGUAAUUGUUUAUAUUACUACGGACCUAAUUCACUUAUACCAAGACGCUAGCCUGUAAAUAGCAUUAAAUACAGCUGAGUGGGAAGAUUACUGCGUCGUAUACUGACCCAGACACAGGCAGAUUCACUUUGCCAUGUCCAAUUAAUGGGGUUCAUUUAUCAACGACUGAUAAAACUCAUGGUGUGUGAUAAAUGGGGCUUCAACCAAUCAGCACCCAACUGUCAUGUGUUGGAAAAAAUGACAGUUGGGAGCUGAUUGGCUGGAGCACCAUUUACCAUACGUAACAAGUUUUAUCACUCGUUGAUAAAUGAUGCCCUAUAUCUAUUUCUAUCGAGAAUUAAGACAUGUUUUCAGUUUUUCUGCCGGUACCGCCUUUGAUGCCGACGCGCCGAUUGUUUGACUAAUACCUUACGCCAGGUACUACUUACGUUUACUUGAACGAAUAAAUGCACUUUUGUUUGUAAUGGUUUUAAAGGAAAAUGCACAAAUGCGGAAGACUAGGGAAGACAGAGACGACGUGCUAAUAACUGCUGAAGACUCGCUUGAAUGUUGAAAACACUGUUUUGUUUGUUCAUUAAUCCCCCAGAUUUUGUGGUCAGGUUAUAGUGACAGAUCCAGUCUUAUCCCAAAUAGCAGCAGCGACUGGUAUCCGUACCUUAAUUCUUAUUGUUGGUAAAUUGAGAGAUUAUAAAUACUAGCGCCCGCGUUCUGAGCUCAGGCGCAUCCAGCUGGUGCUUGGUCUCCGCAGAGAUUUAGGAGCAGUAGUCUCUGACGUAGAAGCUAUAGGGACCCCGAGUGACCCAAUAUAUCCUAUUAGGGUGGGGAGAGGACAGUGGGCUCGAUCUGAUGACUUCGAGGCAGUGAUGGGCUAAAAGCAAAGAUAUAUGCAGGCAAACGUCUCCUGAAUUAUGUUCCUGUGCGCUAAUUACUAUUGGUGUCUACGUCUUCUCUGGAGCUUACUGUGCCAAAUAAUCCACUGAGGUCUGCGUGACCCGUACAAAUGGGACCACAUGCCCGGGCGAAACUAUUUUUUAUUUUUGUAUUCUAAAAUGAAAUAACUAUUUGCCUUUUGCAGUUGUUUGGUGGAAUUAUUGUCAUACAUGAAGAUUCAAGGUCAAAUUAAAAUUAUUAAUAAGGA